Hymenoscyphus albidus is the source of this 797-nucleotide messenger RNA. The record is from the annotation of a GenBank genome assembly. NCBI's taxonomy places the organism in Eukaryota, Fungi, Ascomycota, Leotiomycetes, Helotiales, Helotiaceae.
AUGGGAUAUGUCCAAGUCUCAACUCCCGACACCAAAGCCCCAGCUUCCAAUCACCCCAACGAAACGCUAGAACAGUUCCUCCAUCGCGUUCUUGGCAAGGACCAUCUUUUUCAGGGUUGGUUCGGAGAAAAUUCUGUUACUGUUGAGGGCCGUCUUACGAUUGUAUGUUAUUUUUUGUUGUUGGCAUGUUUCUUUGGGUUGAGGGAAGGGGGUCUACUGCUAGUUGCUCCAUUGCGCAUGAACUCCUUUCUUUUGGGAUCACGAGAUGUUAGAUUACAAUCGCAUUCAAAUUAUAGUAGCUGACUCUACCAGAAUGCCGAUGGCAAAACCUACAUCUACGAUCCCGCCUUAACCCCCAAGGAGGAAAAAUACCGAGUGCAAAAAAGAGUAAGAUCUUACAUGACCCCUUCAUAACUAUCCAACCCCCGAAGAAGCUUCUCCUCCAACUAACCAUCUAACCAUAGCAUCAGAAGAAAGAAAGCAAACCUGCUCGGGUUUACAGAGACUUCCGUCAACGAGUCAAUAAUGGCCCAGUCUCCGUACACGUUCAUGGCAUUCAUAGGAGGGGGCAAUGUGGAGUUCCUGGUGCCAAGGCGAUGAAGCGACUGUUGGAUAAAGAAAAGGAGAUGAUGGAAAAAGAAGCGAACAUGGAAAAUGGCAAGAAAGAGGAUGAGGAUGGGGAUGUUGAGAUGGCGGUGGAGGCUGUGAAGGUUUUGGAGAAGGCUCAGAAGAAGUUCAAGAGGGAGGAUACUCCGGCGCUCUCGAAGAUGGAUGUUGAUUGUGGGAAGAAUUCUUAG